Molecule: messenger RNA, 483 nt
Organism: Symbiodinium sp. CCMP2456
Lineage: Eukaryota; Dinophyceae; Suessiales; Symbiodiniaceae
Source: the annotation of a GenBank genome assembly
AUGCUGCGCAUACUCCUGGCGGCUGCGGCGAUGUGGACAGGUCCCGCGAGUCUCGCCGGGGCAAUGCGAGACGAUCGCAGCAGCGGACUAGACGCCAUGGACUACCAGAGCUCCUUGAACCAGGAUGCAACCACGACUACAACAGGGGAUUCAUCGGAGAUCUGCUGUGCCUGUCAAGGCGGACGCGAAAUUACGUACCCUCCGGGCAGCAUGUGCCCUUCAACAUGUGUCCAAAGACCCGAGCCAGGCGGGUGCACGGUGAUGGGGACCCGAGUCGUACCUCCGCUUCCGCCAAGUUUCGGACGCUCCGUAGACCUGCCGAAAUAUAUCUGCUGCGUUUGUCUUUUGAAGGAAGGAUCAGGGAAAGAAGAAAUGACUUUACCAGCGACCAGCAGUUGUCCGCAAGGGUGUGGAAAGAAGGGCGAAGGCACUCGACCUGGGCAGGCCUUCCACGGCCAAGGCGAUAGGCCAUGCCAAAUCUAG